AAAUUAUCUAAUAAUCCCUGUAUUUUCAGUCAUUAUUCUAGAAAAAAAAAAUUACUUAAUUUAUAGCCGUCGGAUUUCUCGAACAUGCAUAUCUUCUAAGAACUUGAUCACAUUCCAAAUUCUCUGGCAAGAAAGUUUCUUUAUAUAUUCAGUCAAUUCCUUUCCCGGAAAAAAAAAAAAAACCUCUUUUCAGAGUUUGGUUUCUGAGAUAUAAUUAAUUUUAACUGGUCCGCUCCUUAUGAGUACAUUUUUCCUCGUGCUUUCCUUUUCUUAACACUAUUUUCCCUCCCUUGUUCAAAGAUUUAAUCAACUCGUGAUCGUCCUAUCCCUUAUUUUCGUCUGGAUUAAAUAACAAUGUGGAUCCUCUUUUGUUGAUCUGAAAAUCCAAUUAAAAUCUUAGUGUUGUUGUUUUAUUGUAAAUGAAGAGGCGGCGAUGAGGAGAGCAAGAGAGAAAUGGAGGUUGUUAGAUCUGAGAGUGGAGUAAGGAGCGAGAAAAUAGCAGCGCCGGUGGCUCCAGUCAUUGCUAGAACUAAGCGAUUACAAGUUUGGUUUAUCAGGGUUUGUUCCAGUAUUCUUUUAUGGACCUGUUUGGUUCAGCUUCUCACGGUUGGAGAGUUAUGGCACCACAAUUUUAUCAAUAUCAUCGCCCCCUCCGUUAAACAUCCUCCUCUUCCCCUCCUUCCCCUUAGAAACUAUACAAGCAAUGGUUAUCUUAAAGUGUCCUGCAAUGGUGGCUUGAAUCAAAUGCGAUCCGCGAUCUGUGACAUGGUGGCUGUCGCCAGGCUUUUGAAUCUCACUUUGGUUGUUCCAGAACUUGAUAAAACAUCUUUCUGGGCUGACAAUAGUACUUUUGAGGACAUAUUUGAUGUGAAACAUUUCAUUGAGUCACUAAGAGAUGAAAUUCGAAUUGUCAGAAGGCUUCCAAAGAGAUUUAGUAGUAAAUAUCGAUACAAAGUAUUUGAGAUGCCCCCAGUUAGCUGGUCCAGCGAAGAAUACUACCUGCAACAGAUCUUGCCACUUUUCAGUAAGCAAAAGGUGUUGCACUUCAAUAAAACAGAUGCACGUUUGGCAAACAACGGGGUUUCAAUUGAUCUUCAGAAAGUCAGGUGCCAUGUUACUUUUCAGGCACUGAAAUUCACUCCAGAGAUUGAAUCUUUGGGGUACAAAUUGGUUCGUGUUCUACAUGAAAGGGGGCCUUUUGUGGCUUUGCAUAUGAGAUAUGAGAUGGACAUGUUGGCUUUCUCAGGUUGUACUCAUGGCUGCACCAAGGAAGAAGCCGAGGAGCUCAAGCAGUUAAGGUAUGCAUACCCUUGGUGGAGAGAGAAAGAGAUAGUUUCUGAAGAGAGGAGAUCACAAGGUUUGUGCCCAUUGACUCCUGAGGAGACAGCGUUGAUUUUGCAAGCAUUGGGUUUUGACAAGGACACACAGAUAUAUAUUGCAGCUGGUGAGAUAUAUGGCAGUGAGCGGAGACUUGUGGUACUAAGAGCUGCUUAUCCAAGGAUUGUGAGAAAGGAAAUGCUAUUAGAUUCAGGGGAACUGCAGCAAUUCCAGAACCAUUCAUCACAAAUGGCUGCACUCGAUUUCAUGGUCUCAAUAGCCAGUGACACUUUCAUCCCCACCUAUGACGGAAACAUGGCAAAAGUUGUGGAAGGUCACCGCAGGUAUCUUGGGUUUAAGAAGACUAUCCUGCUAGACCGAAAAAGACUUGUGGAGUUACUGGAUUUGCAUCAGAAUGGGACACUUACAUGGAAUGAGUUUGCGUUUGCUGUUCGAUCAGCACAUGAGAAGAGGAUGGGACAGCCAACUCGACGUAGGGUUAUUGCAGAUAAACCAAAAGAGGAAGAUUAUUUUUACGCAAACCCUCAAGAGUGCCUCUGUGAGGGAACAAGCUGUGAUGAUUUAUUAGGACUUGGUAAUUCAAGUUCAGUUCCGUGAUUGCAACAAAUCCAAGCACACCGAGAUGGUGUUCUACUUAAUUUUUCAUAGUGUGGUGCACAUACCGUGUGACUUCCAUCAAUACCUAAUUGACCAACGUCUACACACCUUAGAGAUUUGUAAGGAACGACAGACCAGAAUCCUUUGAGUGCCCAUUUAGGCUACCAAAGGCUAAGCUCUUCAAGUUUUUCUGUUGAUAUAUUUAUUCAUUUCUUCUCCUGCUAAAAA
Messenger RNA from Populus nigra (black poplar), 2163 nucleotides. Its product is annotated as rhamnogalacturonan I rhamnosyltransferase 1-like. The record is from RefSeq and is a predicted model, not a curated record. Lineage: Eukaryota; Viridiplantae; Streptophyta; Magnoliopsida; Malpighiales; Salicaceae. Bases 454 to 1935 code for a protein of 493 amino acids. Gene Ontology annotation, cellular component: chloroplast; cytoplasm. The transcript has 8 exons.